CUGUUUACUGAUUUGUUGUGAUGAUAGUAUGUAUGGAUAUGAUAUGAAUGUCUAGAUUGCUGUAUUAGAAACAGAAGAAGGGUUCGUGAAAGUUGGAAGUCGGAACAUCCUUCAAUCAAUCCUCCAUCCAUCCCUAUUGUUCCUUCAUCUUUCUUCUCAAAACCAAAAAAAAUGCAGAUGAAUUGAGGGAUAAAUGGAUAUACAAAAAAAAUCCCUCGUUUUACCUCCGAUUAUAAUGUCUUCUCAUUCUCCCAACCACCAAAAUACCAGCACGGCAACUGCUACACUUCACCCAUCGCAAGCCCAAUUAUCCCAUCAGAAGGCUUAUCCUCCACCUGAGGCUAAGUAUGAGGAAAUCGCUCAAAACCCAGAUGCUUUCUUGGAAAAGCUUAAAGGGUUUCACGGUGCCUCUGGUACCAAGUUCAAGGUUCCUACUAUAGGAGGAAGGGCUCUUGAUCUAUACCGCCUCUUUCUAGAAGUCACAACUCGAGGUGGCAUUGAAAAGGUUAUCAGAGAUCGCAAAUGGAAGGAAGUGACUUCAGCCUUCAGUUUCCCAUCAACAAUAACCAGUGCAUCAUUUGUCUUGAGGAAGUACUACCUAUUGUUGCUUUAUCACUUUGAGCAGGCUUAUUACUUCCGGAAAGAAGUUCCUUCCAUUCUCAAUGAUUCUACAAGCAGGAACUUAGUUGAUGAAUCCGCAAUCCCACAUGGGCUUGGGGAUGGUGCCUCUACAAAUCAGCUGCCAGUGAGUUUUAUCUUGGAUCCUGGCAGUUCAGUCAUUGGAACCAUUGAUGCAAAAUUUGACAGUGGCUAUCUGGUUACUGUCAAAUUGGGUUCUGAGAAGCUGAAAGGCGUCCUUUAUCAUACUCCUUUGUCAUUGCACACAUCUAAGAGCUAUAAGACAUCAGCUGUCCAUCCUAACCGGAACCGCAAAAGAUACCAGCUGGCAUCAAGGGAUCCCUCUCGUCCUAAGCCAAAUAGGAGCGGUUACAACUUCUUCUUUUCUGAGCAUUACACUAGGCUAAAGCCUUUGUACCAUGGGAAGGAAAAAGCUAUUGCCAAGAAAAUUGCAAUUUUAUGGAGCAGACUCACAGAUUCUGAAAAACAGGUUUAUCAGGACAAAGGGUUGAGAGACAAGGAGAGGUACAAGAGUGAGAUGCUGGAGUACAGCAGUAGGUCCUCCAACAACAAUGCACCAGCAGCACCAGCAGCAGCUCCAUAACCAUAAUAGACGUAGAGGAGGAGGAGGAGGAUAGUUUAACGUAUGCAUCUCUGUUUUGAUGAUGAUAGUUGUUUCUUACUAUAUUUAUCGUGGGUCGGAAGCAGCAACAGCAGCAGUACCUCAUGCUCGUAUCGAUGUGUAUUUAAUUUCUGUUCAUUUUCAAUUCACAAAUCCUGCAGGUUUCGAUCAUACCAUUGGGAAUUCGGAUUAGGCUGUUGGGUUACAUUAAGCUAGUGUUUUAAGUUUUUGUUUUCGUUUCGAAACUAAAAACAACUUCCAACA
Messenger RNA from Diospyros lotus (date-plum), 1504 nucleotides. RefSeq names its product high mobility group B protein 10. NCBI's taxonomy places the organism in Eukaryota, Viridiplantae, Streptophyta, Magnoliopsida, Ericales, Ebenaceae. Gene Ontology annotation, molecular function: DNA binding. The coding region runs from base 194 to 1222 and encodes 342 amino acids. The transcript has 6 exons. The record is from RefSeq and is a predicted model, not a curated record.